Lactuca saligna is the source of this 564-nucleotide messenger RNA. Lineage: Eukaryota; Viridiplantae; Streptophyta; Magnoliopsida; Asterales; Asteraceae. The record is from the annotation of a GenBank genome assembly.
AUGGUUUGGAGGGGGGAAGCUGGGCAUACACCUACGCAUGUUGAGCCGUCAUUGGACGUGGGUGAACAUCACACAAAAACAAUCACUCCUAUUGAUAUGCCACAACGAAAGAGGGGUGUUCCUUGGUAUCAACGGACUCCGUUCACAGUGAUGCAAUCCACACCAAAAGUGAAGAAAAUCACCAAAACAAGGAAAAAUAAAAACAAAGCAGUGGAGAGUCCUGAAAAAGCAAAUGAAGACAUUGUGAAUGAAGAGAGUAAUGAUGUUUCAAAUCAGCUCUUGUUGGACAGUGUUCAUGCUGCUAGUACGCUGAUUUUUUGGAAAGAAUGGAGUGUGAUCUCUUCCAACAUCAACACCAAACAUAGGCUGCAUAUAUUUCCACUGGAUGUGGUGUUUUGGUCGAGGUUACUUGCAGUUACUAACUUUGGAUGGUUACUUUCUUUGCAUAUUGCGAUAUGGAUUUCCCUGCUCAUGGACGUCCUCGUCCCGCACUCUCACCUGAUGAUAGCCCGACCUCAAAUCGAUCUUGGAGAACCAAGAUGCUCCCUGCAACUGAUCGAAUAA